Messenger RNA from Pichia kudriavzevii, 1629 nucleotides. RefSeq lists its product as uncharacterized. The record is from RefSeq and is a predicted model, not a curated record. Lineage: Eukaryota; Fungi; Ascomycota; Pichiomycetes; Pichiales; Pichiaceae. Gene Ontology annotation, biological process: DNA replication initiation; mitotic DNA replication checkpoint signaling; mitotic G2 DNA damage checkpoint signaling. The coding region runs from base 1 to 1629 and encodes 542 amino acids. The transcript has a single exon.
AUGAGUUCUGAUACCUUUAUCACUUCAACAGGAUUAUCGGAUACAGAGAAAAGUGAACUUGAGCUUAUAGUGAGAGAAAGGUAUGCCAAUACUACUUAUAGUCCAGAUUUGACCACUGAUGUGAAAGUCCUAGUAAUAAACAAACGUGGAAGCCAUAAUAUAUGGCUGAAAUCUCGCAAAUUCAUGUUUGUUGCAUCCUUCCGUCCAGACAUUAAAGUCAUUGAUUUAAGGGAGAUAUGUGAUUCAGAUAAUUUUGGAAAAGAUAUAUCUGAAUUAGCAUCCAUAAAACCGUUUGAAAAUUUAAAGGUUUCAUUAAGCCGCUUGGAAGAUGGAAUGCUGGACAAAAUUCGACUAAUCAUUAAUAAUAAUGGAGGUAAAGCCGUGAGUCAUUUGACCAAUGACACUGAUGUACUAAUAAGUAUGGUUGCUGAAGGUCAAAGGUAUGUGGCAGCUGUUAAAUGGGGGAUACCCGUUGUAAGUCCUGAUUGGUGUUUUGAUACUUUGGAAAGAGGAUUACCGCUAAAUACAGUGUUUUAUAAGCUAUCCACCAACGUUACUAAUAUUGUGAGGAGAUUGAACUUUGAGAACGAUGAAGACAAGGUGGGUAGUGAAUUUUAUGUCAAAACAUAUCAGUUGGGACGACGAGAUCAAGCUUGUGAUUGGGAAAAACUGAAAGAGUGGAGAGAUAAAGAGAGUGAUCGACAAUUGGAAUCAUACAUUAAAAGCAGAGUUCAAAGUGACCCACAAUGUAGUAUUGAAGGUGCUGUCCUGCCAACCAAUGUAAGUUUGUCAGCCAACAAUGAUCUCAAAAGAAAAUUUGGAAAGGGGGACACUGAUGAAGACGAUAUAGUGAAGAUCAGAAAAUCAACAAAAACAGAUGCACUCUGGGAUUCUGUAAUCAAAAAGAAAAAACCCAAAUCAGUGGAGUCUGCGUUAUCAAGCCCCGAUUUGCUUAAGAGGAUGAUGAUGAAAAAGAAGGAAGUGAUUGUCAAGGAUACAAAACAAGAAAAGAAACCUAUAAUAGCCCCGAAAGGUUCAAUAUUGGGGGCAUAUACCUUCAAGUUAGAGCAUUACACGGAUGAUGAAAGACACAAACUACAGAAAGUGAUCUCUAAGUUUGGCGGGAAAAUUACUGAAGAUGAGAGCCCGUGUGACUUUAAAGUGAUUAACUAUAAGUUUAAUGAUGUUAUUGCUGACACAUGUUCUAGGUACGUGGUCACAGAGUUUGCUAUUGAGAGAUUUAUUUACAACGAAAGAGUGGAUUUCGAUCAAUGCCUUUGGUGCAAGCCAUUGAUCAUACCAGCAUUCACAACAAAAGAGUUCAGGAUUCGUAUACUCCAAGAGAGUGUGGAUACAGUUAAAUCCGAAAAAAAGGUGAAAACGUGUAUAUCAGGCUUCCAAGGAACAGAUCUAUCACAAAUUGAACGAAUCGUCAAGGAAAAAUUAGAAAAUUGGGUGGAAUUUAGCCCUAUUUUUGACAAAAGCUGUGAACUUCUUGUUGUGGAAAGACUUUCAAGUCAUCAUGUAUCAUCACCUAUAACAAACUCUGUCCGCAAACAGAAUUUGGCGUCAAAAUGGGGUGUUCGUGUUUUGUGUUUCAAUGACUUCCUGAAGAAUUUACUGGAGUAA